This is a messenger RNA of Rotaria sp. Silwood1, 2562 nucleotides long. The record is from the annotation of a GenBank genome assembly. Lineage: Eukaryota; Metazoa; Rotifera; Eurotatoria; Philodinida; Philodinidae.
AUGGCAACAACAACAACUAAUUCUCAGAGUUUAAAACAUCGAUUAGAUAAUGAAAUCGAAAAAUAUCGAUUAGAACUUAAUUGGACUAAAAUUCUUGAUAAAUUAAAAACUACAAAAGUUUCAGAAUAUGGUAAAUUUUUGGAUGGAGAAGCUCAAUUAGAAUAUUAUUUACAACAAUAUCCAUUAACUGAUAGUCGUCAUAUUGAAAAAUCUCGAAAUGAUUUAAAUCGUAUUGAAAAUCUUCUUAAAUCUGGUGGAUCAUCAAAUUUAUUUGAAGGUCAAUGUCUUUUAGCUAAAUUAUAUUAUUCUCAAGGACGUUAUGAUGAUUGUUUAACAUAUGUUAAUAUAGCAUUAAAUUCAAUUCCAAAUGAUAUUAAAGAACAACCAAAUAGAUCUUCUUUAUUACUUGCAGAAAUUUAUGCACUUAAUGGACUUUUAUUAGAAAGAAAAAAUGAAAAUUUAUUUGAAAUAAUUAAAUCAUUUGAUGAUUCUUGUAAAUUAAGUCAAACAUAUUAUGAUGCUGUUGAAAAAGCUAAAAAUUUAAGUAAUGAUAAUUUAGAUAUUGAAAAUUCUUUAAUUGAAUUAGCUUAUCAACGUUUACCACUAUUACAUGCUUCAAAUAAUAAUAUAACAAAAGCAAUUGAAAUAUUUCGUUCAUAUAUUCAAAAUGUUCAUAUUAAAUCAUUAGAAACAAUGAGACAAACAUUAAUUAAACAAUAUGCUGAAUUAUUAUUAAAAUGUGUUUGUAAAGGAAAUUAUAUUCCAAUAAAAAAUUUUGAUGAUAAUAAUAAUCAACGUCGAACAUCUCAAUCAUUAUUUGUUCCUCAAGAUGUUGAUGAAGAAAUUCUUUUAUUAUUAUUAUUGGGUCAAACAUCAACAUUAAAUGAAGCUGUACUUGAUUGGCAAGCUGAACAUGAAGGACAAAGAGAACGUAGUCAUCAAGCUGCUUAUAAUAUUCUUGCUCUUCUAUCAAUAUUUCUUUCUCGUAAACAAGCAUUUCAUAUUAUUGCUGAUUCAUAUGAACAAGCUCUUCGUUUUUCAUUUGAACAUUUUCAAACAUGGUUUAAUUAUGGUUUAUCAUUAAUAUCAUCAGGUCAAUCAUUUCGUGCUUAUCUUAUAUUAAAAGAAUGUCUUCGAAUGCAACCAAAAAAUAUUCAAGUUUAUUUACAACUUGCAAAAAUAAUUCUUGAAUAUAUAUAUGAUUUUCCAUCAUUAUUUGAAACAUUUCCAUCAAGUGGAGAAGAUGGACAACCAUUAUAUAAACAAACAUUAUAUCAACAAAAUAAUUAUUUAAAUCAACAUGAACAACGACCUAAAUUUAUGGAUCUUAUUGAUGAAGCAAUUGAUUAUUGUCAACAAGCUGCUAAACUUGAAAAUCCAUUAUUAUCUGCUCGUUCACUUGUUCUUCUUGCUAUUGCUAAAUCAUUUAAAGCUCGACAAACAUCAAUUCAUAAUGAUCGUCAAACACUUUUUCAAUCAGCUAUUCAUGAUCUUCGAGAUUCAAUUCAAAUUGAUCCACAUGAUUCCAUAUCACAUUUUCAUCUUGCUCAUAAUUUAUCUUUUCUAAAUCAAACUGAAGAAGCAAUUCAAUCAAUUGAAACAUGUUUAUUAUUAUCACCAGAUGAUAAAUUUGCUCUUCAUUUAUAUACACUUUUACUUACUGCUCAAAAAGAAAUGCCUCAAGCAUAUACACAAAUAUAUCGAGCAACAAAUGAUUAUCCAGAUAUAAGUUUAUUAUUAACAAAAGCUGCAAUUGAAGAAGAAUUAUAUGGUUGUGAACAAUCAAUAAUGACUUGUAAAGAAGCAUUAAGGAUUUGGAAAAGUGAAUAUGAACCUAUAUUAACAAAUAAUGUUCAAAAUCUUCAAGCUAUAUCAAAUUCAAGUGGUGGAAAUCGUCCAAGUAGUCGAUCACAAAAUGCUUCAAUUAAUUUUGAAACAGAUGUUGAACAAACAGUAAAUAGUCAACAAGGAACAUUAAAAGUUGAAGAUGGAAUUAAAAAUUUAUUUUUAUUUGGUAUUCGACCAUUUUCAGCAAUAAUUAAUGAUGAAAAUUCAUUGAAAUAUAAUCGAUCAUCAACAUAUUUUUUUUCUAUUCAACCAAUUUAUUUUAGUUUAAUUCAAAUAUUUGAACAUCUUGUUCGAUAUUAUAUUAAAUUAGAUAAAAUUGAUGAAGGUGAACGUUGUCUUAAAGAAAUCUCUUCAUUAAGUCCAUUAUGUCAUCAAAUGUUUUAUAUGCGUGGAUUAAUAAAUGAUGCUCGUGGUCAAUUAAAAUUAGCUAAACUUAAUUAUAAUGAUGCAUUAGCUAUUAAUCCUUAUCAUUUUCCAACAUUAAUUCAAUUAACAAAACUUUUAAUUCAAAUAGGAAAUUAUUCAUUAGCUGAAAAAUAUGCAAGAGAUGCUAUUUCUAUUCAACCAUCCAAUUAUCAACCUUGGUAUUUAUUAAGUUUAUCAAUGGAAGCUCGUGGUGAAUAUGAACAAUCGGUUGAUGUUGGUGCAACUGCUGUGCAUUUAGAAGGAGAUUCUCCAAUUGUUUCUUAUCAUUCGAUAAUACGUGUUCUAUAG